ACCUUCCCACUGCCUGCUCAGCCCUUUUCCUGUGGGAUGGUGCUUGUGCGGAGGGAGGGUCCAGGGCGGCUGCGAGGGCUGUGCCUGCCCGUCCAGGUGUGCGAGGGAGGAAUGAAUGCCAACCCUGCGUCACGGGCACCCCCUCCUCCCUCCCAGCUGGGAUAAAGCUCGUCCUCACCUGGGGUCCAAUCUCAUUUAUCGCAGCUCCCACCUUUCCUCCCUGCCAGCCCCUCGGGAGGAAGAGGCGGUAGCCCCGGGACAGCGAGGGGAGCGAGAACAAAGUCGAUAAUUGACUGGAGGGUACAGAAAUCGGCGGGGAGUUAUGUGGGAUCGCGGGCUCGCUGCCCUCCCCGCCGGACCGGGAGUUGACGUUUAACCGGAAAGAGAAAAGGGACAGAAAAUAGAGAGGAGGGAGGGAAAAAAAAAAAAAAAAAAAAAGAAAAAAGAAAGAAAGAAAAGGCCAAAGCUGGAAAUCAAGUUGCAGCAGUGAACCAGCACGUUCCCCCUCUGCCUUUGGAAGAAUUUCUUGGCUUGGUGUGUGGGUGCCUGUUAUUCGGGCUGCGGCAGAGGAUUUGGACACUGAGUCAGACCCAGCGCUAAUGAGGAGGAAGAGGAUGGAUGUGCCGGUGCCGGCGUGUGCCAGGCUGCUCCUCCUGUCCCUGCUCUGUGCCACCGGCCUCUGCCAAUGGAACAAAAAUAACCGCUGUGUGCUGUCCCGGGCAAAGAGCUGCACCGAGUGCAUCCGAGUGGAUAAGGACUGCUCCUUCUGCACCGACGAGAGCUUUGAGGAGCCGCGCUGUGACUUGCGGGACAACCUGCAGCGUUACGGCUGCGGGGAGAGCAGCAUCGUGAGCACCCGCGGCGAGAUGCAGACACAGAAGAAUUCCAGUAUCAACAUAUCCCUGAAGAGGACCCAGGUGUCCCCCCAAGGCAUGUACCUGCGGCUGCGAGCUGGGGAGGAGAUGAGCUUCAACAUGGAUGUCUUCCAGCCCUUGGAGAGCCCUGUGGAUCUCUACAUCCUCAUGGACUUCUCCUACUCUAUGUCUGAUGAUCUGGACAACCUCAAAAGCAUGGGCCAAAACCUAGCGGAGUUCCUGCAAGAACUGACCUCCAAUUACACCAUCGGAUUCGGCAAGUUUGUGGACAAAGUCUCUUCCCCUCAGACAGACAUGAGACCCGAGAAGCUGCGUGAGCCCUGGAACAACGCCGACUCCCCCUUCUCCUUCAAGAACGUCAUCCGCCUGACCAGCAACAUCAACCACUUCAGCCAGGAGCUCCGCAAGGAGCGCAUCUCCGGCAACCUGGAUGCCCCUGAGGGCGGCUUUGAUGCCAUCCUGCAGACAGCUGUUUGCAAGGAUAAGAUUGGCUGGAGAAAGGACAGCACUCACCUGCUCGUGUUCUCCACCGAAUCUGCCUUUCACUACGAAGCUGAUGGUACCAACGUCCUGGCAGGGAUCCUGGCAAGAAACGAUGAGCAGUGUCACCUAGACAGCCGUGGCACCUACGUGUAUGACACCAAGCAGGACUAUCCUUCAGUGCCCACCCUGGUGCGCCUGUUGGGCCAACACAACAUCAUCCCCAUCUUUGCUGUCACCAACCACUCCUACAGCUACUACGAGAAGCUGCACAAGUAUUUUCCCAUCUCUGAGAUUGGGGUGCUCCAGGAGGACUCUUCCAACAUUGUGGAGCUGAUCCGUACAGCCUUUGAGCGCAUCCGCUCCAAGAUGGACAUUAGGGCUGACUUCACUCCCAGGGCCAUGAAGACAGAGUUCACCUCCACGAUGUAUGAAAAGACAGAAUCUGGCUCCUUCCACAUCACCCGUGGGAAAGUGGGCAAGUUCAAGAUGCAUGUGAAGGCACUCGAGUACGUGGGUGGGCAGCACGUGUGCAGCCUCCCCGAGAGGGACCGGCAGGGAGUUAUCCAAGUGAAACCCACAUCCCUGAGCGACAGCCUCACAGUCUCAGCCUCGGUCGUCUGCGACGUGUGUCCUUGUGAACAGCAACAAGAGCUGAAUUCACCCAAGUGCAGCUUCCAUGGGAACUUUGUUUGUGGGCAGUGCAUCUGCCACCCGGGCUGGCGAGGGGACACGUGCGACUGCUCCCCGGCAUCGUCCCCCAACAACGAAGCCUGCAUCCGCCCCGGGGACGUGGAGCCGUGCUCGGGAAGGGGCGAGUGCCUGUGUGGGAAGUGCCAGUGCUACUCCGAGGACCUGGUGCAGCGAUUCGACGGGGCCUUCUGCGAGUACGACGUCCUGCAGUGCCCCCGCACCUCCGGCUUCCUCUGCAACGAUCGUGGUCGCUGCUCCAGGGGCGCGUGUGCGUGUGAGAGCGGCUGGGAGGGCCCGGGCUGUGAGUGUCCCACCAGCAACGACACCUGCAUCGACAGCAGAGGGGGCAUUUGCAACAACCAUGGGAGGUGCGAAUGUGGCAGAUGCAUCUGUGACAUGGCCUCGCUGUACACCAGCUCCACCUGUGAAAUCAGCUACUCCCUGGGCUUCCAGGCUGUGUGCGAGAGCAUCCGGGACUGCGUCCGCUGCCAGACCUGGGGAACGGGCAGCUUGAAAGGGAACUGCAGCACCUGCCACCUCCAGAUCCAAAUGGUGGAAGAGCUGAAGAAAGAGGAGGCUGGUGAGUACUGCUCCUUCCAGGAUGAGGAUGAUGACUGCACCUACCACUACUCCCUGGAGGGAGACCCCAGUGUCCUCCCCAACACCACCGUCCGUGUGCAGAAGAAUAAAGAGUGCCCACCAAGGAGCUUCUUCUGGCUCAUCCCACUGCUCAUCUUCCUCAUCCUGCUCCUGGGGCUGCUGCUGCUGCUCUGCUGGAAGUUCUGUGCCUGCUGCAAGGCUUGCCUGGCCCUGCUUCCCUGCUGUGCACGAGGUCGCACCGUUGGCUUCAAGGAGGACCACUACAUGCUUCGGCACAGCCUCAUGUCCUCUGACCACCUGGACACGCCCAUGGUGCGCAGUGGAUCCCUCAAGGGUCGGGAUACUGUCCGCUGGAAGAUCCACAACAAUGUCCACAAGCAGGGCUUUGCCUCCCCCCCUGCCACCAACCCCAAAGACCUCAUUCCCUAUGGGCUGUCUCUGAGGCUGGCAAGGCUUUUCACGCAGAACCUGACAAAGCCGGACACCCGGGAGUGCGAGCAGCUGCGCAAGGAAGUGGAGGAGAACCUGAAUGAUGUUUUCAAGCACAUCCCUGGCUGCCACAAGCUCCAGCAGACCAAGUUCAGGUUACAGCCCAAUUCUGGGAAAAGGCAGGAUCACACCAUUGUGGACACAGUGCUCACUGCUCCUCGCUCAGCCAAGCCAGACAUCAUCAAAGCUGUGGAAAAACACGUUUCCCACGAGACUUUCAACGACCUGAAGGUUGCGCCGGGUUAUUACACUGUGACCUCAGACCAAGAUGCUCAGGGGAUGGUGGAGUUCCAGGAGGCCGUGGAGCUGGUGGAUGUCCGUGUCCCGCUCUUUAUCAGGGAGGAGGAUGAUGAUGAGAAGCAGCUGCAGGUGGAGGCCAUCGAGGUCCCCAAUGGCAUCGCAAAGAUCGGGCGCAGGGUUGUCAACAUCACCAUCAUCAAAGAACAAGCCAGCAGCCUCAUCACCUUCUUGCAGCCAGCCUAUUCCCACAGCCGCUUUGACAAGCUGGCCAAGAUCCCUGUCCUCCGGGAGAUCAUAGACAACGGGAAAUCCCAAGUCACCUACAGGACCCGGGACCUCACUGCCAAGAAUGGCAGGGACUAUCUCUUCACAGAGGGUGAACUGGUCUUCCAGCCUGGGGAGACCCGAAAGGAGGUGCAGGUGCCCUUGCUGGAGCUGACUGAAAUAGAUACCCUCCUAAACAACUGCCAGCUCAAGCAAUUUGCCAUCGACCUCCUCCACCCCAAGUACGGCGCCAAGAUCGGCCGAUACCCCCAGACCACGGUGACCAUCGCCGACCCAGAGCUGGUGGAUGGUGUCCCAUCAAUGACUGGCCUGGCCCAAGUCCCCCAGUCCCCCAAAGGCCGCCUGAGUGCACCACUUAAUCCCAAUGCCCGUGCCCUCAGCUCCAGGGAAAUCAGCUUCAACUGGUUUCCUCCACCGGGAAAACCUCUGGGGUACAAGGUGAAAUACUGGAUCCAAGGGGACCCUGAGUCAGAAGCCCAUCUCAUUGAUGUCAAAACACCAUCAGCAGAGCUGAGUAACCUCUACCCCUUCUGUGACUAUGAGAUGCAAGUCUGUGCCUACAACGCCCUGGGUGAGGGGGCUUACUCUGACAUCAUCCACUGCCGCACACUGGAGGAGGUGCCCAGCGAGCCUGGUCGCUUGGCUUUCAAUGUUGUGUCUUCCACUGUGACACAGCUGAGCUGGGCUGAGCCUGCGGAAACCAACGGGGAGAUCACGGCUUAUGAAGUCAGUUAUGGACUUGUCAACGAGGACAACAUACCCAUCGGCCCGGUGAAGAAGGUGCUGGUUGAGGACCCGAAGAAGCGCAUGGUGCUGAUUGAAAACCUGCGGGAGUCGCAGCCCUAUCGCUACACAGUGAGGGCCAGGAACGGUGCUGGCUGGGGGCCUGAGAGAGAAGCCACCAUCAACCUCGCCACGCAGCCCAAGCGCCCCAUGUCCAUCCCCAUCAUCCCUGAUGUCCCCAUCGUCGAUGCAGAGGGAGGUGAGGACUAUGACAGCUACCUGAUGUACAGCACGGAUGUGCUCCGCUCUCCGGCCGGCAGCAAGCGCCCCAGCGUCUCUGAUGAUUCAGGCUCCAGGUGGAAAUAUGUGCAGCUGCUGGGAGAAGACCUGGACCUUCGCCGCAUCACCUGGAGGCUCCCCCCUGAAACCAUUCCCCGCCUCUCUGGCAGCAGCCGCCUCUCCUCGGACGCCGAGGGUCUCCUCCACGAGGAGGACAGCGACGUGGUUACUGGCAGUGUGAGGAGGAGCGGGACACCCCGGCCCCAAGCAGAGCACUUGCUGAACGGCCGCGUGGACUUCUCCUUCCCCGGCAGUGCCAGUGGCUCCCUGACCAGGACAACCAACACCAGCUACCACCAGCUGAGCUCCCACGUGCAUCAGGAGCACAGGGUGAUGGGGAGCUCCUCGCUGACAAGAGACUACUCCACGAUGCAGAUGGGGCAUGAUUACCCAGGGACACUCCUCCCUCCCAUCCGUGAAGAUGCUGGGAGGACGAUCCCACAGCCCUGGGAUGUGGGUUUCAGGAGCAGGGCAAAGGUGAAGGGUUACUACCCCAGCAUUGGCUUUCGGGACUCUAUAAACAUGACUGAUGGGUCCACAGGGAUUUGCAAGUACAUAGACUCCAGGAAGCCUCUGGGCAUCCCUGACACCCCCACACGCCUGGUGUUCUCUGCCCUGGGACCCACCUCCCUGAAGGUGAGCUGGCAGGAGCCACGCUGCGAGAAGGAGGUGCAGGGCUACAGUGUGCAGUACCAGCUCCUCAGCGGAGGAGAGGUGAACAGAAUCACCAUCCCCAACCCCAGCCAGAACUCGGUGGUGGUAGAGGACCUGCUGCCCAACCAUUCCUACAUCUUCAAGGUGAAGGCUCAGAGUGAGGAAGGCUGGGGCCCCGAGAGGGAAGGAGUCAUCACCAUAGAGUCCCAGGUGGACCCGCAGAGCCCGCUCAGUCCUGUACCAGGCACACCCUUCACACUGAGCACCCCCUGUGCUCCUGGACCACUGGUUUUCACAGCCCUCAGCCCAGAUUCCCUUCACCUCAGCUGGGAGAGACCCCGCGAGCCCAACGGGCCCAUCUUGGGCUACAGGAUCACCUGUGAGAUGCUGCAUGGAGGAGGGGAGCCCAGGACAAUCUAUGUCGAAGGAGACAAUCUGGAAACCACCCUGACUGUGCCCCACCUGAGUGAGAAUGUCCCAUACAAGUUCAAAGUGCAAGCCAACACCACCCAAGGCUUUGGGCCAGAGAGAGAAGGCCUCAUCACCAUUGAAUCUCAGAACAGAGGUGCUUUCUCCCAGUUUGGAGGACAGCAGUACAUGAGGGAAGAAGUGUACAAAUUCCCCACCGAAUACACCACCAAAACCAGCAUCAGCCAUUCCUCUUUGGAUCCCCACUUCACAGACGGAAUGCUCGUGACGAGCCAGCGAGUGGAGAACACCAGCAGCACCCUCACCCAGGAGUUUGUGAGCCGGACCGUGAUGUCCAGCGGGACCCUCACCAAGCAGGUGGAGAGGCAGUUCUACGAGGCCUGAGCCGGGGCAGGCUGAGCACCAGCGGGACAUUUGGGAUCACGUGGCAGAACUUUGUGGAACGACCCAAGGGCGCUUCCUCCAGAUGCUGCUGCGGUGCCUGGGCAGCUCCUGCUGUGGGUACAGACCCUCCCUGGCACUCCAAGCUCUGGACUUCUCCUUUGGAGCCCAGUGCAAUCAGAGCUCUGGCACAGCUCGGUCAUCAGGUGUGUGAUGAUCAAGCUCAUCCUUCAGGGUGGAAAUUUGGGUGUCUCCAUGGCUCCAGCCUCCCCAGGUAAAUGGAGCAGAGUGCUUUAUUCUCAGGUCCUCAGUUUUGAGAGGAACUCAACUGGGAAAAUCCUGAUUUAUAGAGGGUCACAGUUUCCACCUUUGCUCCAGGCUCUCUGGCAACUCACCUGCCCACUGGAGAGGGUGGUUUGUUCUGUGUGGAGUUUUUUUUAUGAGAGUUGCAAGGUAGGGGUUUGGGGUAACCUGUGCUUUCUUACUGCACCUAGUUGUGUCUGUCCUUCACUGCUGACAUUUGGUACCACUAUAGCAAAGAAUAACCUUUUGUUUGUGUAGUGUUACUCAUUGAUGGCCUCUGAUGCUUUUUUUUUUUUUGGCAUACAAUAUUGUACAGUUUUCAUAGUAUAUAUAUAUAAAUAUAUAUAAAUGUAUUUUAUUAUUUUAUACAAAAAAUGGAGGUGGAUAAGAUCUAUGCUGAAUGUAGGGGCUACACUGGGACUGUCUGUGGCUGCUGAGAAACAUGAAUAACUAGAAGAAGUUUGUUAAGGGCUUGAUUCAAAAGCCACUUGAACCCUGUGAUGAGCCUGUUGAUGAGCUGGUGGGCUCUGCCUUGGACUUUAUAUCCUCAAGCACCAGAGACUCCUGCAGAAGGGUGCAAGUGGCCAAACCUGCUUGCUGCAGGGCAUCCACCAGCCAAGUACUCUCCAGCCAUGGCACAUGGGCACAGAAGGGGCUGGAGGCUGCCCAGAGGUGAGGGAUGGGGAUGGCCCCGGUGGCAGAGAUGGGAACAGUGCUGGGCUUUCUUACGUGGCUGAUGUGGACAGUGUGAGAUUUCAGGGCAGAUGAUGCUGGGUAUCUUUUAAAAGACUUCUUGUCCAGCAGCAACAUCCAUAAAGGGACCUGUGAUCCACCAGUAAGCACAAGGGAAGAGCAAACCUUGGAACAGGAGGUGCUCCCAUCAUCCUGAGAUUCCUUCAGUCUCAGCUUCAGCUCUCCUUGCACAGUGCUGGGCUGAGCUGAGACCUUGCUGGGCUUCAUUUCCUGACUCUGGGCACGAUGCCCAGCAUCUCCCUGCCCUCUGCCAGUGAGAACAAUUGAGCAGCACGUUUCCCUGGCGUGUUCCAGCAGCACGGGAGCAGGCGAGGAGCCUGCGGAGAGCCAGGAGCCUGCCCAGAGCAGCAGCUGCCACUGCCCCAGGCUAGAGCUUCCAACCAAAACAGCAGCUGCCUGGUCACCCUGGCAGCAUCACUGGCCUGGUUUCAUCUGGCAAUGGACCUUGGCUUUUCUUUUUUUUAUUCUUCCUUUUUUUUUUUCUUUUGGUUUUUGUUUUUUGGGCUUUUUUGGCUUCUUUUUUUUCUUUUGGAAUCUGAAGAACUCAGCACUGAGCAUUCCCUCUCCUCUCCAGGCUUUUCAUUUCACUAGGAAGGGUUGUACACCUUUAAGCCAAAGAUGCACGUGGGUGAGUAAAGUCCACAGGAGUCUGCAAGAUUGCAGCCGGAGCUGGGUCAGUUUUGAACUUGGCUCAAGAGAUACUUUAUCAACCCUGUGGUUUCACUGUGCCUUCAAGAAGCACUUAUUUCUCUUGAUCAAGAGCCAGUGGCAUUAACCUGCCUGUCUCCCUGUUCCCAUCACCCCUCUGUGGUUGGGGUUUCCUCUCCAGCUGACACGUGGACUGGCACAAGGACUCUGUGCCCCUUUUUCCCUGUGCUUUUUGGUCCAUGGUAAAACACUGGAAACUGCCUAAAAAGGGAGCUCCGCGUCCAAGCAUUUUAACCAAAGAUUAUCCCCUUAUCCAAGAGCAGAGCCUGGCCAUCAGCUGCUCUCCAGGGAAUCAUGUCCUCCCCACAUCCACCAUGGCUUGUGCACUAACCCAUGGCUGUCGUUUUAAAUUCCAUCUGGUCAUUAGGGCUGGUGCUGUUUCAGCCUUUCCAAGGCAGAUCCAGAGCAGGUCUUUGAUCAGAUGGCUUCCUAUUGCACUUAAUAAAUGUUUUCUCUACA
Chiroxiphia lanceolata (lance-tailed manakin) is the source of this 8411-nucleotide messenger RNA. It is a transcript of the gene ITGB4, whose product is annotated as integrin subunit beta 4. Bases 600 to 6191 code for a protein of 1863 amino acids. Gene Ontology annotation, biological process: cell adhesion mediated by integrin; cell communication; integrin-mediated signaling pathway. Gene Ontology annotation, cellular component: focal adhesion; integrin complex; cell surface. Gene Ontology annotation, molecular function: integrin binding. Lineage: Eukaryota; Metazoa; Chordata; Aves; Passeriformes; Pipridae. The transcript is spliced from 41 exons. The record is from RefSeq and is a predicted model, not a curated record.